GCCCAACAUCUAGAUGACUGAUGUCUUUCGAUGAUAAUAAACUGCUCGGGCCUUCCGAAAACUUUUAGCUACUGACCUUGACGCUUACACGAUCCGAACAUCCGCUGAUACCGACGUCAUCCGACCGAGCUUAAGAGAGCUUAAACUCUCGGAUCUUACUUGUAGAUUGCGAAGAGAAGGAACGCUAGAAACCACUUGAAUACCCGCGGCGCAUUUGGAUUCACCCCGCCAGCGAAUAAGGUAGCACGAAUAUGUCUCUCCCUAGGCCUACUAUCGAUCAGUUGCGACAUGUCGCGAACAACUAUCCUAUCAUCGACAACCACGCUCACAAUCUGAUCUUGCCCACAUACACAGACACCAUACCAUUUGAAUCGAUUACCACCGAAGCCCAAGGACGAGCUUUAAGAGACACUUUCAAGGCACUCCCUCACUUACGAGCAGCCAAGCAACUACGCCAGCUUUACGAAUGCGGGGAAGAUGCGGACUGGGAGGACAUUCUCGAGCAGAGAGUGGAGUGGCUGCGCAGCGACCCGGAACGUCUGCAUCACCGUUGUUUCGAAGGUGUUCAUGCUCUGCUCAUCGACGAUGGGCUUGCUGGACCGGAAAAGGUUUACCCUUAUGAAUACCACGACAAGUAUACGAGGGCGCCCAGCAAGCGUAUUGUGCGUAUCGAGACAGUCGCUGAACGCUUGAUGGAGAGCAUUGUUCGCGACGCCACUGAAGACGACCUGGGAGAAGUAAAGUUCCUACCCGACACCUGGGUGACUUUCACGGAUGAAUUCGAGCGCGAGAUCCAAGAAGCUAUUCAAGACCACGAAGUCGCUGGCUUCAAGACUGUCAUAUGCUACAGAACCGGACUCGAUGUCGAGCCUGACUACGAGCAGGCCGCAAGAGCAGUGGGUCAUCCUUUUGAACGGUACGUCAAGGCGUGUAUCCGGAAACGCAGUUACAGGGUGGAGAAGAAAGCGUUGAACGACUACCUGGUUUUACGGACACUGGAAAUUUUGUCAGAACGGUUGUCACACUCAGAUGCGCUGUCUAAACCGCUCCAACUUCACACCGGUCUUGGUGACAACGACAUCAGUCUCCUUGAAUCGAACCCUGCGUACCUUCAGCCGCUUAUCGAGAACUAUCCAAGUGUGCCAUUCGUGCUGCUCCAUUCAGCCUAUCCGCACACGCGUGAAGCGGGCUACCUCGCCACAGUGUAUCGCCAUGUGUAUCUUGAUAUCGGCGAAGUGUUUCCCAUGGUGAGCAGAGAUGGCCAGAGAGUGAUUCUGCGUGAAGCCAUGGAGUUGGUACCAGGAAGCAAACUACUUUAUUCCAGUGAUGGACAUUGGUUUCCAGAGACGUUUUGGUUAGCAAACUUGCAGUUUCGCGAGGUGUGGCUCGAGGUGCUCCUUGAGUACGUCCAAGAGGGCGACCUCACCCCACAUCAGGCCAUCGCUAUGACAAAGGACAUCCUUUUCAACAACUCAAACAUGCUAUACGACUUGCGUUACGAGGCGAUAUUCGAUGAGACGAUUCAAGAAGUUCCCAAGCAGUUGACAUACAAUCCAAAGUCUGCCAUAGGGUCGCCACAUCUGUCACCGACAAUACGCCCAAGUUCAAACCAAGGCCUAGCCAGCCGAGCUGGAGCCCUCGGUACUUCUACUACUAGAUCCCCCUCGCCCUACGUUCCCUCUUUUCCUCCCCCGCCAACAGUUCCUCAAGUCUAUGAUGCCCAGUUGUUCGACAAGUUCAAGCAGGACAAUCCAGAUGUCAAGUUCAUUUACGUCCAAUGGCUCGACUACAUGGCCACCAUCCGCGCUCGAAUCGUCCCUAUCAAGGAGUUUUCACGUAUGAUCCGGGAAGGGGAGCGCAUUGGCGUCUCACAAGGCAACACUGGCACAUUGCAAAACGAUGCACUGACACCCGUUGUCGACAGUACCGGGCAAAUCUACGUUGAGCCAGAUCUCCGUUCCCUUCGCCGUACGCAUAACAAGGACCCUCUCCCUUCCGCAACAGUGCUAAGCUACUGGCGUGAUGAAUCCGGGAAAGCCAUCCGCGAAUGCCCGCGAAACAAUCUAGAAACACUGAUCAACGGGUUACAAUACAACCACGCCACAACGCUCCUCGUGGGCUUUGAAAUCGAAGUCACUUUCCUCUCCCGCAACCCACGCAACCCCGAUCAGCCUUACGACGCGUUGACAAAAACUCACGCCUGGGGCACCUUGACACCCGAACAAUGGCUGCAGCUCCCCUUCCUGUCCGAGAUUGUCCUCGCGCUCGAACAAAUGGGCAUAGAAGUGCAGCAAUUCCAUGCGGAAUCAGGACAAGGGCAGUACGAAUUCGUGCUCCCGCCUCAACCGCCUCUCCUCGCCGUCGACACGCUGAUCCAAGCCCGACAGGUCCUUGCGCAGAUUGCUUCGCUCCACGGCCUGCGCGCUACCUUGCAUCCAAAGCCUUUUGAGGGAAUCGGCACAGCGGCGCACGCGCACGUCUCGCUCCAUCCGCCAGAUCGCGACAUGGCCUUCUUCGUCGGCGGCGUGCUGCACCAUCUUCCCGCCAUCUGCGCAUUUAGUCUACCUGAAUCUGCGAGUUACGCCAGGGUCGUCGACGACCAUUGGACGGGCGGGUCGUUUGUCGCCUGGGGCACGCAGAACCGCGAGACGCCGCUGCGCCGCAUCAAAGACGGGCGGUGGGAAAUCAGAUGUCUAGACGGCUUGGCCAAUAUGUACUUUGCGCUGUCUGCUAUUAUUGCUGCGGGCCUGCUGGGUUUGGCGUCUUCUCCGCCUUCUGCGCAGGGAGAGUUUCAGCAGAAGGAUGUUCCGGUUAAUCCGUCGACGUUGGAUGAGGAGGGUCGCGCGCAUUAUGGUAUUGUGCGCAAGAUGCCGGCCAGUUUCAGUGAAGCGGUCGCUGCGCUGAAGGGCGAUGGCGAAUUGCAUGAGGCGCUGGCCCCUGGCUUGGUGCAGGAUUAUCUACUUAUGAAGGAGAGUGAGCAGAAGAUGUUGGCUGGCAUGUCUGAGCCGGAGAGGAGGGUGUUUUUGAUUGAGAGAUACUAAGUGGAUAUUUGAAUGGGAGGGCGGAAGGGAAUAUGAUGUCACUUUGAGCUAGAGGGGAGUUGGUGUUCGUUCUUCAUUUCGGUUUUUUUUUGAUGAUGUUACGACAGUAAUAAAUAAUUUGACCAUCACACGCAGUAAAUUGUUACGAGUAUAUCUGUCAUGAUGAGCUAAUCUCAAAGUAAGCUAUAAUGACGGACGGCUGUGACAGGAUGCAUAUGCGUAUUUAUAUCGGCAAGACA
Cucurbitaria berberidis CBS 394.84 is the source of this 3280-nucleotide messenger RNA. Its product is annotated as developmental protein-like protein fluG. Gene Ontology annotation, molecular function: glutamine synthetase activity; hydrolase activity. The coding region runs from base 252 to 3041 and encodes 929 amino acids. The record is from RefSeq and is a predicted model, not a curated record. The transcript has 2 exons. Lineage: Eukaryota; Fungi; Ascomycota; Dothideomycetes; Pleosporales; Cucurbitariaceae.